AUGCUGUCCUUCCGAGACAUGCCCAAAUCACGAUACCGAAAUGUCGAAAAGGUCCAACCGGACAGGACGAGAAGCAGCGCAUACGCCGAAAAGAAUACGGCUUUGGUUGAGGAUCCAGACACACCCAGCACCUCGCAUAUUGAUCAGUUACUCGUGACGGGUCGAGGAUUUGAGGCUGUGAAAGCAAUUGCCUCCGUCAAGGACCGAGUGGACGAGAACACAACCAUCUGCCUCAUGAACGACGGCAUGGGCGUGCUCGAGGAGGUCCGUGAAAAGAUAUUCAACGGAACAUACUCCGGGCCCACCUUCAUGCUGGGCCACAUGAGCCAUGCCCUGGUCUUCAACCGGAACCGUGGCUCUGUCAAGGAGCUCAAGGCUGGACGAACAGUCCUCACAAUGGCCGACACAGCUUUGCGGUCUCUCAAGGGCCUGCGCGCGUCACCCGAUCGAACCCUCUUGCGAUCAUUACAGCUAGCUCCUUCACUUAAGGCAUCCACAAGUCCCUACGACCGAUGGCUAAAGUUCAAGCUCCCGUCGAUGAUGUUUACGGCUGCCGUUGAGCCGGUAUGCGUGCUCCUGGAUUUACCGUACAAUGGCUUAUUGCACAACCGGUCAGCACAGAGUAUGAUGAACAAGCUUUUGGAUGAGAUGGCCACGGUAGUGGAAAACCUCCCUGAGGUCCAAGGCUCUACUGAACUGCUCAACUUUCUCCAAGGAGAAGGUCUCAAGAGGUUUUGCUAUCGCAGAAUCACAGGAAAAGCCAUGGCCCCCAGCGAGCUCGUAAAGCGGAUCGAGAAGGGCUUGCAGACAGACAUGAACUACCAGAACGGCUACUUUUUGAAGCGGGCAAAGACAUUGGGCCUUGAGAUGCCAACCAACAGGCUGAUGGUGCAGAUGGUCAAGGCCAGGCGGGCAGAGGCGAUGGAGAAGAAGAAUGCGUAUAUCCCGGUGCAGGAGGCAUCGAUAGACAGCAUCAGGCAGAGGGCGCGAUUGGAGUAA
This is a messenger RNA of Fusarium keratoplasticum, 999 nucleotides long. RefSeq lists its product as uncharacterized. The transcript has a single exon. Gene Ontology annotation, cellular component: cytoplasm; mitochondrion. Gene Ontology annotation, molecular function: 2-dehydropantoate 2-reductase activity; NADP binding. The coding region runs from base 1 to 999 and encodes 332 amino acids. The record is from RefSeq and is a predicted model, not a curated record. Lineage: Eukaryota; Fungi; Ascomycota; Sordariomycetes; Hypocreales; Nectriaceae.